GUCGCUAGAGAAGAAUGGAGAAUGCUCCACGAACACUAUCUAUCGCUUGAGGGAAUCGAGGAAGAAAGGAUGAGAUAAACACAAUUCUUCUUCACGUUGCGACUUUUGCUGUUGAACUUGAUAGCCGGGGUUUUACGCAUCUCAGUGAAAACAAUUCGAAGUAUGCGUUUAGGAGGAUGGAUACCCACGCGUCAUUAGGAUUUUUGUUUCCAGAUAAAGGGAUUGAAGAAAAAUAACCAAAGCUGCUUUUUCUCCCUAUAUCUGUUUCAUCGUUAGAUUGUAAAGGUGGAGCGAUCAGAGAAGGCCGAUGACGGACCUAUUAAUCUGGUCAGUGCAUCAGAACCACCAAAAGGUUCUGGAAACGUGUGGAUGGAAAUCGGGCGAAUGUUUAGACUUGCUUUUGGUUUUAUAUGAAACUGGUGACUAGCAGUUGCGAUUUUUCUCUCUGGAAUUUUCAUCUUCUCAUUCAAGAAAUUAUAGUCUAACUGAGGUGAAGAUAUUUGUCGGCUUAUCAAUUGUAUUUUAAUUUUAUUUUUGGUAUUUCGGUACGCUGUCCAUUUCGCAAUUCCCUUAAAUCUCAAUCGUUUCCUCUUGAAGUAUUCCUUAAUCUAAAUGGAAUUAGUUGAGCGUGAAGCCCCUUGUGAAAGGUACAGACAUGGUACAUGGGUACAGCCUCCUUCACGUUGUUGCAAGUCUACUCAUACUUGGGUUGUCUGGGGCAACGAAGAAGGAAGCAGUGAAAAACAAUUCAGGAGUGAAGCCUGCAGGACAAUGUGGCACCUGGGUGAAAGAAGGAGACGGGGGAUUGUUCACUUCUCCCAACUACCCCAGCAAAUACCCCCCAGAAGUAGAGUGUGUUUACAUUAUUGAAGCUCCUCCGAGGCUGUGUAUCGAUCUUUUCUUUGAUGAGAGGUAUUCUAUAGAGCCUUCAUGGGAAUGUAAAUUUGACAACAUCGAGGUGCGAGAUGGCCCCUUUGGCUUCUCCCCAAUAAUCGGGCGCUACUGUGGCCAGACCAUCCCUCCCUUCAUCAGGAGCAGUGGACGGUACCUCUGGAUAAAAUUUGUUUCUGAUGCCGAACUGGAGGCAAUUGGAUUUUCAGCCAACUACAACUUCACUGCAGAUCCGGACUUUGGAGACUUGGGAGUGCCCCAGCCUCUGCCCUUCUGUGAGUUUGACAUGGGAGGACCAGAGGGGAUAGUGGAGUCUCAUCAGAUCACCAGAGAUGGAAAGGCUUUACCUACAGAGGCUGUGGACUGCAAAUGGUUCAUCCGCGCUCCGCCACGCUCCAAGAUCUACCUGCGUUUCCUGGACUAUGAGAUGCAGAACAGUAAUGAGUGUAAGCGUAACUUUGUGGCAGUGUACGACGGCAGUGCGUCCGUAGAGGACCUGAAGAACAAGUUCUGCUCUACGGUGGCCAACGACGUGAUGCUGGUGUCCACCACGGGGGUGAUCAGGAUGUGGGCCGACCAGGGCAGCCGCCGGAGCCGCUUCAGGAUACUCUUCACCACCUUCCAAGAACCUCCAUGCGAGGCGGAUGCCUUCUUCUGUCACAGUAACAUGUGCAUCAACAACACCCUGGUGUGUAACGGCAUUCAGAACUGUGUCUACCCCUGGGAUGAGAAUCACUGUAAAGAGAAGAGGAAAGCCAAUAUCCUGGACAACCUGAACAACACAAACGGCACCAUUAUCGGCGUCACCUGUUGUAUCGUCCUCAUCCUCCUCAUUGUGUCCGUCAUCGUUCAGAUCAAACAGCCCAGGAAGAAGUACAUCCUCCGGCGUGAGGACUUCGACCCCACCAUGUUCCAGGAGGUCUUCGAGCCGCCGCACUACGAGCUCUGCACGCUACGGAGCGCCACGCACGCCACUGCAGCCUCCGCGGACCUAGUCGACCUGGCGGAGGACUUCGAGAACUACCACGCGCUCCGCCGCUCAUCCUCACGCUGCGUCCAUGACCACCACUGUGGCUUCGCCUCCAACCCGGGCUCCGCCCACCUGUCCCAGCUGUCACUCAGUGGGCGGGGUAGCCGCGGCAACCUGAGCACGCGCGAGACCCUCCUCACGGACCUUCCACCACAGCCGGUACGGCCGCUGCUGCCCAGCGUUGCCACAGGGAACCGGCGUAGCAUACUGGUGAUGAAGCACAGCUACUCACAGGAAGCGGCCGACAACGGGUGCGACCUCGAUGACGACCUGGAAGAGGUUCCCACGACGAGCCACCGACUGUCGCGUCACGAGAAGGCAGUCCAGCGGUUCUGCCUCAUUGGCUCUUUGAGCAAACACGAAUCAGAAUACAACACGACUAGGGUGUAA
Messenger RNA from Salvelinus namaycush (lake trout), 2311 nucleotides. RefSeq names its product neuropilin (NRP) and tolloid (TLL)-like 1, like (gene neto1l). Bases 656 to 2311 code for a protein of 551 amino acids. Gene Ontology annotation, molecular function: protein binding. The transcript has 10 exons. Lineage: Eukaryota; Metazoa; Chordata; Actinopteri; Salmoniformes; Salmonidae. The record is from RefSeq and is a predicted model, not a curated record.